AUGUCCGUUCGCUGCCAGGAGAGUCCGGUGCUGGCAGGCAGCGCCACUUUGGCUGUCCUGGGGGCACUGGUUCUGUGCCUCGCGGAGCCCGCCGGCUACGGGAAGUACACGGAGAGCCGGAUGCCCGUGGCUACCCGCCUGUCCGCCCGCGCCGCCUGGUUCCUGCAGGAGCUGCCCUCCUUCGCGGUGCCCGCGGGGAUCCUCGCCGGGCAGCCCCGCUCUCUCUUCGGCCAGCCUGCGACUGUGCUUCUGGGCCUCUUCUGCGCACAUUACUUCCACAGGACAUUUGUUUACUCACUGCUCACUAGAGGGAGGCCGUUUCCAGUUGUAUUCCUUUUCAGAGGCUUUGUCUUCUGCAUGGGAAAUGGACUCCUCCAAGGCUACUAUCUGGUUUACUGUGCUGAAUACCCUGCUGAGUGGUACACAGACAUACGGUUUAGCUUGGGUGUCUUCUUAUUUAUUUUGGGAAUGGGAAUCAACAUUCAUAGUGACUAUAUAUUGCGCCAGCUCAGGAAGCCUGGAGAAAUCAUCUAUAGGAUUCCACAAGGUGGCUUGUUCACGUACGUUUCUGGAGCCAAUUUCCUUGGCGAGAUCAUUGAAUGGAUCGGCUAUGCCCUGGCCACUUGGUCCCUCCCAGCACUUGCAUUUGCAUUUUUCUCACUUUGUUUCCUUGGGCUGCGAGCUUUUCACCACCAUAGAUUCUACCUCAAGAUGUUUGAGGACUACCCCAAGUCUCGGAAAGCCCUCAUUCCAGUCAUCUUUUAAAGAAACCAAAUAAAAAGGGAACAAAGCUCCCACAAUCCUUUUGAAAACCAUCAAGCUGCUGAACCU
Lagenorhynchus albirostris (white-beaked dolphin) is the source of this 831-nucleotide messenger RNA. RefSeq names its product steroid 5 alpha-reductase 2 (gene SRD5A2). Gene Ontology annotation, biological process: steroid biosynthetic process. The coding region runs from base 1 to 765 and encodes 254 amino acids. Gene Ontology annotation, cellular component: membrane. NCBI's taxonomy places the organism in Eukaryota, Metazoa, Chordata, Mammalia, Artiodactyla, Delphinidae. The record is from RefSeq and is a predicted model, not a curated record. Gene Ontology annotation, molecular function: 3-oxo-5-alpha-steroid 4-dehydrogenase activity. The transcript has 5 exons.